Molecule: messenger RNA, 1230 nt
Organism: Colletotrichum acutatum
Lineage: Eukaryota; Fungi; Ascomycota; Sordariomycetes; Glomerellales; Glomerellaceae
Product: oxalate decarboxylase
Exons: 5
Coding region: 1-1230 (409 amino acids)
Biological process (GO): oxalate metabolic process
Cellular component (GO): outer membrane-bounded periplasmic space
Source: RefSeq, a predicted model, not a curated record
AUGAGACUACUCCAGACCUCCGUGGUGGGACUCGUCGGUCUCGUGGCCAUCACGAGUGCCUCGCCCCAAGUUGUGAAGAGAGACGCCCAAUUCAACGUUGGACAGCCCAUCGACGCCAACGGCAAAGGGGGUCCGAUUUUGGGCGGCACGAACAACGCAAUCGACAGAGAGAACCCAGAUAAUCUCGGCCGGCAGUCCACUGACAGCGGCGUGGUGCCGAACCUGAAAUGGAGAUUCUCUGAUUCCAAGACCCGUAUCCUUAACGGAGGCUGGGUCCGCGAGCAGGUCAUUCAGGAUCUGCCUCAAAGCCACGAUAUAGCAGCGGCUCAGCAGCAUCUCAAGCGCGGAGCAGUGAGAGAGCUGCAUUGGCAUAAGGUUGCGGAGUGGGGUUUUGUGUACUCUGGCUCAAUCAUCAUCGGAGCCGUCGGUGAAGACGGAAAAAGCCAAGUUGAACAACUCAACUACGGAGAUAUCUGGUAUUUCCCUAAGGGUGCUGCUCACUAUGUCCAAGGAGUUGCUGAAGAGUCCGAGUUUCUCUUGGCCUUCGACGAAGCCGACUUUGAUAAGAUUGGAACCACCUUCAACAUUGUCGACUGGCUAGCCCACACUCCAAGAGACAUCUUGGCCAGGAACUUUGGCGUCAAUGCUUCCAUCUUUGACAAGCUGCCCGCCACGAACCCGUACAUCUUCAACGGAACGGUGGCAACCACGAACGUGACAGUUCCACCGGGGCAGUACCUAUCUGGCAACAGUUCGUUCGUUUACCGCACUUUCGAGCACCCGCCCGAGAAGGUUCCCGGCAACGGCGGCGAGUUCAGGAAGAUUGACUCUACCAACUUUCCCAUUGCCAAGACCAUUGCUGCCACUUUUGUCACCCUGAAGCCUGGCGGGUUGAGGGAGCUCCAUUGGCACCCUAACGCAGAGGAAUGGCUCUACUUCCACAAGGGCAAGGGUAAGGCGACUGUGUUUAUCGGAAGUGCAGCGUCGAGAACCUUUGACUUGGAGGCGGGAGACACGGCUGCUUUCCCAGAUAACAGCGGACAUUACAUUGAGAACACCUCUGACACGGAAGACUUGGUAUGGAUUGAGUUGUACAAGUCUGACAGAGUCGUGGACAUUUCUUUGACCCAGUGGCUUGCUCUCACACCGCCAGAAGUUGUCGCGCAGACUCUCAAAGUGCCGUUGGAGUUCGUCAAAGACUUGAAGCAGGAGAAGCAAAUCCUCAUCUGA